GUCAGGCCCUAGGAAGGCGAGGUCUGGGCUGCUUGCAGAGCUGAGAGCUGAGGACUCCCUGACUCCAGCCUGCCGGGUGAAGCGUGGCCUGGGGUGUGCUGGCCGCCGCCAUGCCCUCUGUGUCUCCAGAGGGGCCCUCCACUGGGGCAAUCCCCAAUGCCACUGCAGUGACAACAGUGUGGGCCAAUGCCAGCGGGCCGGAGGUGCCCCUGUUCCACCUGUUUGCCCAGCUGGAUGAGGAGCUUCACGGCGCCUUCCCGGGCCUGUGGCUGGCGCUGAUGGCGGUGCACGGAGCCAUCUUCCUGGUUGGGCUGGUGCUCAACGGGCUGGCACUGUACGUCUUCUGCUGCCGCACCCGGGCCAAGACACCGUCAGUCAUCUACACCAUCAACCUGGUGGUGACCGAUCUGCUGGUGGGGCUGUCCCUGCCCACACGCUUCGCUGUCUACUACGGCGCAAGGGGCUGCCUGCGCUGCGCCUUCCCGCACGUCCUCGGCUACUUCCUCAACAUGCACUGCUCCAUCCUCUUCCUCACCUGCAUCUGUGUGGACCGCUACCUGGCCAUCGUGCAGCCCGAAGGCUCUCGCCGCUGCCGCCAGCCUGCCUGUGCCAGGGCCGUGUGCGCCUUCGUGUGGCUGGCCGCCGGCGUCGUGACCCUGUCGGUGCUGGGCGUGACUGGCAGCCGGCCCUGCUGCCGUGUCUUCGCGCUGACCGUCCUGGAGUUCCUGCUGCCCCUGCUGGUCAUCAGCGUGUUCACCGGCCGCAUCAUGUGCGCGCUGUCACGGCGGGGCCUGCUCCGCCAGGGUCGCCAGCGCCGCGUGAGGGCCAUGCAGCUCCUGCUUACAGUGCUCAUCAUCUUCCUCGUCUGCUUCACGCCCUUCCAUGCCCGCCAGGUGGCGGUGGCACUGUGGCCCGACAUGCCGCACCACACCAGCCUCGUGGUCUACCACGUGGCUGUGACCCUCAGCAGCCUCAACAGCUGCAUGGACCCCAUCGUCUACUGCUUCGUCACCAGCGGCUUCCAGGCCACCGUCCGCGGCCUCUUGGGCCUCCACAGAGGAGACUGUGAGGCCACCAGCGGUGACGUGGUCAGCAUGCACAGGAGCUCCAAGGGCUCUGGCCCUCACGCCCUCACCCAGGCCCUCGCUAAUGGGCCCGAGGCUUAGUCAGCCGGGCUCUGCCAAGGGGCAAAGGUCAAGGCACAUCUGGGCAUGCCAGCCUAGACACCCACCAUGCCGGGGGUGGCAGUUGGUUUCAUCUCGAUUGAUUGGUGAUGGCCACCUAGAGCACCACUUUAAGAGUCCAAGGCCACUGUGCUGUGGUUGAUUAGCAACGUCUGCCACUGGCUCCAGAUGGGGUGUGGUGGCCUGAAUGCCAAUGAUUUGCUGUUCCUGGGGUAUAGUGUGCCCACUGAAAACUCGCAGGGGUAGCCAGGAGCUGCUCCUCACUUUGGCCAUUUUGUCCCCAGCAGGAGUUCCUCAGAAACAAGGACAAAGUGGAUUCCAUUGAUUAGAAGGAUAAGAUGAGAAAGAAAAAAAGGACAAAGAUUAUUUAGGGAUUGGGAAUUCCCAGGAGAGCCAGGAAACACCCUGGAGAGGCACCCCUCCAGCACACACACGCGGGGGAAGUACAAGGACGGGAAGAAGAGGCCGGCGGCAUUAACGGUGCAUUAAUGGAGGCGGAGGGUUGCCGUGUCUCUGCAAAACCCCCACCUGAGGCCUCGGUGAAUUGCACAGUAAAAGGGCAGACACCCACAGGCCGCUGUGCUGGGGGCGAGCACUCUGGUAUCUGGGUCGACCUUGAACCUGCAACAACCCACAAAGGACAGGCUGUUUUUCAAUGAGGGGUCGAGUGACACACACAGGGGCCACAGCUGGGAGAUGGCAGGGUCAGAAUGAAAAGCAACCCCGCCUCCUCCAGUGCCCUCGACCUCCUUCCACAGAGGCUGCGCCGUCUUCCCCCAGCCCCACUCUAGGAAUGGCCUCAGAACGAGCCGCCUGCUGUCCCAGGCAACAGCAGUGCUCCCGGCCCCAUCCUAUGGAUGAGAAAUCCAAGAACAAAGUCACGCAGCAAUGACCCCAGGCCUACCAGGCUGUGGCCACCAUCUCCCCAUGCAAAGAGCCCUUUUUCUCCCCUCUGGGGGCAGAGAGGACUUGACCAGCUGCUCUGGCCCAGCUCACUAUGCGUCCCCACGCCCUCACUAAGGAGGGAGCCUUUCUCUGGCUGGGGACUCUGACCACCUCUUCUGAGCUGGGCUCCAGGACUGUCUCCCACAUGUCUUCUGCUGAGUGUCCAAGCUCCCAUGAGCCUUUCCGGACUGGUGUAUGGUAAGAGGGCCUGUAUUGGGGGAGAGGAGCUUGGGGCAUCCCUGGCACCUCUGGCUCCGAGGCCCUGCCCUCAGACCUGGCCAUAGCCACUGAAGCAGGUGAGAUGGACUUGGGUCCCCAGGCCAGGCCUUUGGCUACAGAGAAGUCCUGCAUGCUCAGGGUGGCCGCGGCCCGUGUGGCUGGGAGCAGGAGGGGGAGGAGGAGAAAAAGGCUGGGGCUCCCCAACUCGCCUCUAGGCAGUCUCCUAUCUCCAGUUCAGGGGCCUGGACUUAAUAUCCCCAUGUUACAGAUGAGGAAACUGAGGCCCAGAGGGAGAAAGGGGCUUGCCAAGGGCAUAGAGUAAGUGCCUGAGUCAUCCAAGGCCAGUGUCAUCCUCACCAUCCCCAACUGUGGCUGUGUGGGGCAGCUGGAGUGGGGUGCUGGUCCAGCGGAGGCAGCCACAGCCCAGCGGAGGCAGAAUGGGACAGCCCCUGAGGCUGCUUCCUUCCUUGGUAUGGAUGCCCAGGAAGCAGUGGACAUCAUCAUGACCACCAGCAUUCUUGACACUCACCAGGCACCAGGUGCAAUUCUGGAACCUUCCCCCAGCCCCCAGCUCUCUGGCGCUGCUCAGAGAGGGACCGUGGCUUACCAGAUAUGCACGGUUCCCCAAGGCAGAGGGGCCCGGCUUUCAGGAAAGGAGGCAGCUGGGGACGGGGCUGUGCGUGCAGAAAAAGCCCGUUGACCCCAGGAGCAGCCCUCCCGGCGGCUUUCAGGCAAGCAGGCACUAAGGGUGUGCCAUCAUUCCCAGGGCUGAGAGCCGACACCUGUGAGGUCACGCAUCUAGAGCUGAGGAGUGAGGGGUCGGGGCUCAGGUGUCCUGCCUAGCCCAAGCCCAGCUGUGGGUGUCUAUUCCAGGGUCAUGUAGCCCAGCAGUCCCUGAAUGGCUUUCUCAUCUGGGACCCCUCCACCCACAUUCACAAGUCGUCCAGGGCCGGGGCCUCUGGACUCUACCCCUCCAGGGGCUGUGGGUCCCCCUGCUCCAUCUUAGGGGGCACCCAAAGCCCCAGAGACUACCUAGUGGCUCUCUCGGCCCUCAAGCAAGCUCUGCACAUGGCCUGGGUUGUGACACCCCUCUACCCUUGGUCCCACACUAGACUGUAAGACCCCUCCAGGCCAGGGCCACAAGGGGGCAGGGGGGCAGCAGGAAGGGGUGCUCAGGCGAAGGGGAACAGCCUGGGCAAGGGUGAGGCCAAACCCGGCCUCCCUGGGACCAGUGGAGGGCCCACCACGAAGCUUCCCAGCCCCUCCUCUGCCAGCGUUCCCUGCCCCUCUGGCCUUCGGCCUCCCCCAUCAACGCCCCCCAGCCUGGCUCCAUUCCUGGUUGUCACUCUAAUUCUUGCUAAAGAGUGAACGGCUGACAGUCAAAGACCGCUGUGCUCGAAGGGGCGGGGCUUGUCAUUCUCCUGGAACAAUCCUUUUCUUCAGGAGGAGGGGUCUCUAAGGCGGGUGAGCCAGGCCCCCCUCCUUGUCCCCAGGUCUGAAAUCCCAUCAUUCAACGUGGGUUCCUCAGGCCUCAAAGACUUCUCAGACUGCAAGAGGCCUGGAGGGGAGGGCAUCCUGUCGGAGGAGGGCCAUCCUCAGACCUCUGAGAACUGCCUGACACUCCCCCAUGCAGAACCCUUGAUAGGUGGGCCUCAGUUUCCCCACACCCCACUCCUCUUUCUCCUCUCCUCAGCCUUACAGCUGGAGGGCAGGGGACUGGGGGAGGGGGUCACCCCAGUGCCCUAGGCGGGGCCUCACAGUUCCCGCAGCUGCCUGAUGGCUGGCUCCUUCCCACGUCAGCCUCCUCUGUGGGCACCAAGGCCCAGAAGCCUCAGAAGUCAGACCAAGACCGUCCUCGGUCCCACAGGGCAGAGAUGAGAUCUGUGCGCGCCCCUCCCCACGCUCUCACAGGGGCAGGGCGUGAGAUCUUCACGCCCCCUCCCCACCAUGCCCCUUUCCAGAUUUUCAGAAUGCCCAAGUGACGUGAAAUGGUGUGUGUAUUUAUAGCCGACGUAAACAAUCUCCUUAACGAGAUGUCCUCGUCCGGAAUUAAAGCUGUUUAUUCUA
Molecule: messenger RNA, 4415 nt
Organism: Sapajus apella (tufted capuchin)
Lineage: Eukaryota; Metazoa; Chordata; Mammalia; Primates; Cebidae
Gene: GPR20
Product: G protein-coupled receptor 20
Exons: 2
Coding region: 111-1166 (351 amino acids)
Biological process (GO): positive regulation of Rho protein signal transduction; phospholipase C-activating G protein-coupled receptor signaling pathway
Cellular component (GO): membrane
Molecular function (GO): G protein-coupled receptor activity
Source: RefSeq, a predicted model, not a curated record